Solanum verrucosum is the source of this 1043-nucleotide messenger RNA. RefSeq names its product glucuronoxylan 4-O-methyltransferase 3-like. The record is from RefSeq and is a predicted model, not a curated record. Lineage: Eukaryota; Viridiplantae; Streptophyta; Magnoliopsida; Solanales; Solanaceae. Gene Ontology annotation, molecular function: glucuronoxylan 4-O-methyltransferase activity. The coding region runs from base 82 to 1008 and encodes 308 amino acids. The transcript has a single exon. Gene Ontology annotation, biological process: xylan biosynthetic process.
AAACUUGGAAAUCCCCCAAACCCAUUAUUUUCUAUUUUCCAAGUUAUAAGUUUUAUCCUGGAUUCUUCUCCGAAAGAAAAGAUGAGAUCAAAAAGCCAAAGCCCUAUCAAUGUUAAGCUCAUUCUUAUUGGUAUUUUCUUAGUUUUUCUAUUGUUUUGGGUACUUAGAUCAACUUAUUCACCUUCUCCUGAACAACAAACUCAAUCUCUUGAUCACUCAUCAGUUGUUUCAAAGUCAUCAUCAGAAGAUCAAGAAACUGAUGAAGAUCAUCAGUCUUCUUCGCCUUCAUCUUCAUCUUCAUCUGCAGUAGCUUGUCCAUCAAACACUUGCAACAAGAUAUCCCCUUCACUAGCAAAUGCUUUAGUCCACUAUGCAACUUCAAAUGUGACACCACAACAAACACUUAGAGAAAUCUCAGUUUCCUUAAGAGUUCUUGAAAAGAAAUCUCCUUGCAAUUUCUUGGUGUUUGGAUUAGGACAUGAUAGUUUAAUGUGGACAGCUCUUAACCAUGGUGGAAGAACAGUUUUUCUUGAAGAAGACAAGUCAUGGAUAGAGCAAAUACAGAGCCAAUUACCAAAUUUGGAAUCUUACCAUGUUAUAUAUGACACAAGAAUAACUCAAGCUGAUGAACUUAUGGAAAUUGGAAUGAGUAAUGAAGAUUGUAAGAAAGUAACAGAUCCAAGAUUCUCAAAAUGUCAGCUUGCUCUAAAGGGGUUGCCUCAACAAGUGUUGGAGAUUGAUUGGGAUUUAAUAAUGGUAGAUGCACCAACUGGUUGGCAUGAUGGAGCACCAGGAAGGAUGAGUGCAAUAUACACUGCUGGAUUGAUUGCUAGGAACAAACUAGAUGGAGAAACUGAUGUGUUUGUUCAUGAUGUUGAUAGAAUUGUGGAAGAUCAAUUUUCAAAGGCUUUUCUUUGUGAAAGUUAUUUGGUAGAACAAGAAGGGAGGAUUAGGCAUUUCAAUAUUCCUAGCCAUAGGUCACGUUUGGGUAGACCUUUUUGUCCUUAAACUACUUUAUUUCUCCUAACUAAAAAUAAUUUUUA